AUGCAACAUAUUUCUCCAAAUGUCAGAGGGACGCUUUGGGAGUCCAACCAUGCAUGUGUGCCCAUAAUUAAAAGCAGACCAACUUUACCGACACUGCCCUUUUAUAACUUUCUGUUAUGGGUCCUCCUCGGAGUGCUGACGUUCCCUUGUUGUGUCCGCUGUUUGAUAUUCAAAGUCGGGGUCCUGGGGCCUUGGAACUGCGACCCUGUUUACUACAGGGCCCUGCCUGCUGCGGCCGCCAAGCUCGCUGUAAGCAGGAUAAACGGAGACCUAAAUCUGGAUUUGGGCCUGAAAAUGGACUUUAUCAUCCUACAGGAGCCUUGCGAAACCUCCAAAGCCCUCACUGCGUUUAUUUACUACGAGAAGAUGGCGGAUGCGUUUGUGGGCCCCGUCAACCCGGGAUACUGUAUUUCGGCAUCUCUACUGGCUAAGAACUGGGAUAAGGCCAUCUUCUCUUACGGCUGUGAUAACUAUGAGCUGGACCGAGUCACAGGAUACCCGACUUUUGCCAGGACAGUGCCGAUUCCCACGGAGGUGUUGUUUGCGGUGUUGAAACACUUUAGGUGGGCCAGUGUAGUGGUGGUCUCAUCCAACGAGGAUAUGUGGAUGGACACCGCUGAUAGAGUUGCUACUGCUCUGAGGAACAAGGGGCUUCCCGUAGGCCUGGUUACAUCUAUUGGUAUAAAUGAGACCGAGAUGGGGAGCACGCUGAGGAUGAUCCAGGCUGCAGGAGAGAUCAGGGUCAUCAUCAUGUGCAUGCACUCAAUCCUGGUUGGCGGGGAGCAGCAGGUUUCUUUUCUUCUCCAAGCACAGAAAAUGGGCCUGACUUCGGGGAAAUAUGUGUUUGUGCCCUAUGACACCCUCCACUACAGCCUGCCCUACACCAACACCUCCUACUUCCCCCUGCAAAACAACAGCAGGCUGAGGGAGGCCUAUGAUGCUGUGCUCACUAUCACUAUGGCCUCAGAGCCUUUGUCCUUCAACGAGGCGUUCGUUGCCGCCAAGAGGAGUGGGGAAUUGACUCUAGCCGUGCAGCCAGAGCAGGUUAACCCGCUAUUUGGGACCAUCUAUAACAGCAUCUACCUGCUGGCCAAGUCCAUUCACAACGUCAGAAGAGUAGGCAUGCCGCUGUCAGCCUCAAACCUGGCCUUCUUCAUGAAGAACAUAACCUUCAGCGGCUUCAAUCAGAAGGUCCACGUGGACACUGGUGGGGAUGUUAAGACCAGCUAUGUCAUCCUGGACUCUGACAACAGGGGGAGCGAACUGUACCAAACCUAUCUGGUGGAUCUAAUGUCCGGCGGGCUUCGUUUUGCUGGGAGGUCAAUUCAUUUUCCAGGAGGAUCUCCGCCGCCAUCUGAUUCCAGCUGCUGGUUUGACAAGAAUGCCAUCUGCACGGGCGGUGUGGAGGUCACCUACAUCAUAGUGGCGUUUGCUGUCAUCUUGAUCCUGGCUAUAGGAGGGCUCAUUAUAAGUCUUUAUAUCAGGAGGAGACUCCAACAAAUCCAGCUGGUUAAAGGUCCCAAUCGGAUCCUCCUGAAUUUAGAGGAUCUCACGUUUAUCAAUCCUCAGCUUAGCAGAAAGAAAAUCACUUUAGAGGAUCUGAGUGAGUCCAGGAGCAUUCUAGAUGAGAAAUCUACAGACCUCUCACACUCUGUAAACAGCAUGCAGACAGCAACUCAUGAGACCACAAAUGUAGCCGUGUAUGAGGGCGACUGGGUGUGGCUAAAGAAAUUUGAGGAGGGACACUUCAAAGAAGUGAAGCAGAGCACCACCAAGAUUUUCACAAAGAUGAAAGAUCUGAGAAACGAGAAUGUGAAUCUUUUCCUUGGCUUCUUCGCGGACUGCUCCAUGUUUGCAGUGGUGACGGAGCACUGCUCGCGGGGCAGUCUGCAGGACCUGCUAAGGAAUGAGGACGUUAAAUUAGACUGGAUGUUCAAGUCCUCACUUGUGCUUGACCUCAUCAAGGGUAUGAAAUACCUUCAUCACAGAGAAUUCCCCCAUGGAAGGUUAAAGUCUCGUAACUGUGUGGUGGACGGGCGUUUUGUCCUCAAGAUUACUGACUAUGGCUUCAAUGAGCUGCUGGAGUCUCAAACUCCUAUUGAAGAACCUCCACCUGAAGAUCUGUUUUGGACAGCUCCAGAGUUCUUAAGGGACCUUGCAAUCUCACGUAAAGGCACCUACAAAGGAGACGUGUACAGCUUUUCUAUCAUCCUUCAAGAGGUGGUGGUCAGGGGGCCACCGUACUGCAUGCUGGGUCUACCACCUGAAGAGAUCAUCCGCAAGGUGAAGAAGCCUCCUCCAAUGUGCCGCCCCACUGUGGCCCCGGACCAGGCCCCCCUGGAGUGUAUCCAGCUGAUGAAGCAGUGCUGGAGCGAACAGCCUGACCGCAGACCAGCAUUUGAUGAGAUCUUUGACAGGUUCAAGUUAAUCAACAAGGGCAAGAAGACUAACAUCAUUGACUCAAUGCUGAGGAUGCUGGAGCAGUACAGCUCCAACCUGGAGGACCUCAUCAGAGAGAGAACCGAGGAGCUGGAGGUGGAAAAACAGAGAACAGAAAAACUACUUUCAGAGAUGCUCCCACCUUCUGUGGCUGAGGCCCUGAAGACCGGUGCCACAGUGGAACCGGAGUACUUUGACCAGGUGACAAUCUACUUCAGUGACAUUGUAGGUUUCACUACCAUCUCCUCGCUCAGCGACCCCAUUGAGGUGGUCGACCUUCUCAACGACCUCUACUCUCUGUUUGACGCCGUGCUCAGUAACCACGACGUCUACAAGGUGGAGACCAUUGGUGAUGCUUACAUGGUAGCAUCGGGUCUGCCAAAGAGAAACGGCAACAAGCACGCUGCUGAGAUCGCCAACAUGUCUCUGAACAUCCUCAGCUCAGUAGGAACCUUCCAUAUGCGGCACAUGCCAGGCGUGCCCGUCAGGAUACGCAUAGGAAUCCACUCAGGCCCCUGUGUGGCUGGGGUGGUAGGUCUGACUAUGCCUCGCUACUGCCUUUUUGGAGACACCGUCAACACUGCCUCUCGUAUGGAAUCCACUGGACUGCCUUAUAGAAUCCAUGUAAAUAUGAGCACUGUGAAGAUCCUCCGUUCUCUUAACGAGGGUUAUAAAAUAGAUGUCAGAGGCAAGACAGAGCUGAAGGGUAAAGGUAUUGAAGAGACAUACUGGCUUGUGGGGAAAACAGAUUUUACAAAGCCUUUGCCAAAACCACCAGAGAUCAAACCAGGGGACAACUGGCAGGAGAUGGUGACAGAGGAGAUCAAGACCCUUUUUCGCAAGGCCAACAGGCAGGUGGACAAAAAGAUCUGA
Molecule: messenger RNA, 3312 nt
Organism: Micropterus salmoides (largemouth bass)
Lineage: Eukaryota; Metazoa; Chordata; Actinopteri; Centrarchiformes; Centrarchidae
Gene: gucy2f
Product: guanylate cyclase 2F, retinal
Biological process (GO): receptor guanylyl cyclase signaling pathway; protein phosphorylation; cGMP biosynthetic process
Molecular function (GO): guanylate cyclase activity; ATP binding; peptide receptor activity
Source: RefSeq, a predicted model, not a curated record